AUGGAACAAAACGUUCAGAAGGUAGGUUCUGUUGAGGCCAGGGCAAAGAGAAAAGCAAUAUUAUCAAAUAGAAGAGAUUGUGGUACCUCAUCAAGUUCAUCCAACCCCAAUUCUUCCAUCUUAGAUAUCAAUACUCAAGCUCUAGAUACACCUCCUUCAAUUUCAAGAAAUUUUUUCUCAAGACUGCAAAGAUCUCUUCAAAACACCACUCCCAACAAGUCAAUAGCAGUGCAAAAAAACCAAGGGCUAAAGCAUGUCAACCCCUUUCAAAAGAUGAAAAUUCUAAAUGGGGAUCUUCGUAUAGAGGAUGAAGAAUUACAGAACUUAUGUCUGAUUGAGAUUGAAAAAAUAUUGCAAGGCAAUGGAAGGUCACUCAAGGAAUUUCCAUGUUUACCAUACCCUAAAUUUUCAGAAAUUCAUACUUUUGAAAAUAGAUUCGUUGCAGAUGAGUUGAAUUAUAAUAGGGAUGAAAUGGUAAAGAUUCAUGAUGAAUUGGUCAGUUCUCUUACUUCAGAGCAAAAUAUUGUUUAUAAGAAUGUUUUGGAUGUUGUUUUGUCUGAUAACGGCAGAUUCUUUUUUCUAUAUGGUUUUGGAGGAACGGGAAAAACAUUUGUUUGGAAUACAUUAUCUGCUGCUUUGCGUUCAAGGGGCCUUAUCGUCUUAAAUGUCGCAUCUAGCGGAAUUGCAUCGCUAUUGUUACCUGGAGGUAGAACUGCUCAUUCAAGGUUUUCUAUUCUUAUUUCAAUAAAUGAGAUAUCAACCUGUAAUCUUCGUCACGGUUCCCCAAAAGCUGAGUUAUUGAAAAAAGCAAGCCUUAUUAUUUGGGAUGAGGCACCUAUGUUAAACAAACAUUGCUUUGAAGCUUUAGACAGAUCUCUUAACGACAUUAUGAAGACUCAGUUUACCCAUGGUUAUGACAUUCCAUUCGGAGGUAAAGUUGUGGUACUAGGAGGCGACUUUAGACAAAUACUUCCAGUUAUUUCCAAAGGAAGUCGUUCAGAAAUUGUCGGUUCAGAUAUCAAUUCUUCAUAUUUGUGGAAGCAUUGCAAGGUAAUGAAGCUGGCUAUUAAUAUGAGAUUGCAAAAUGCUACAUCGACUUCUUCAGCAACAGAAAUAAAAGAGUUUGCAGAUUGGUUGCUUCAAGUGGGAGAUGGUACAGUUAAAACGAUUGAUGAGGAAGAAACAUUUAUUGAGAUUCCUGCAGAUCUUCUUAUUGAACAGUGUAAGGAACCGUUGCUUGAAUUAGUUAAUUUUGCAUAUCCAAAACUUGCAAAUAAUUUGCAAAAAAAUUCAUUCUUUCAAGAAAGAGCGAUCAUUGCACCAACACUUGAAUGUGUAGAGGAAAUCAACAACUUUAUGUUAGCAAUGAUUCCUGGUGAUGAAACAUAA
Molecule: messenger RNA, 1389 nt
Organism: Lotus japonicus
Lineage: Eukaryota; Viridiplantae; Streptophyta; Magnoliopsida; Fabales; Fabaceae
Exons: 2
Coding region: 1-1389 (462 amino acids)
Biological process (GO): telomere maintenance; DNA repair
Molecular function (GO): DNA helicase activity
Source: RefSeq, a predicted model, not a curated record